AUGGAGAAGCAAGCAGUAGCAAAGCACAAGCUCAACUUCUCAAUGUUUCUUCCGAAACCAACAACAGCAGCAGCAUCAGCUGUAAACCUAUUCAGUCCCAACAAGGCUAAAAAUGCAAAGAAUAAAGGGUUUUCUGGUCCGAUUACUUCCGCAGUUUUUCAAGAGGCUAGGGAAAGAUCCGAAGCGGGUUUGGGUUCCAGUUUCAGAUUUGGUACCAAAGAGCCGACUUCCCCUAAGAUUUCAUGCAUGGGGCAAAUCAAGCACAGGAAGAAGAUGUGUAAAAACAAGAUCAUGAUGAUCAAUGGUACUAAGAGCAGCAAAGAAUUGUUGUUGGGGAGUAAAGAAGUGGUUUUGAUGAACAACUCCAAGCAGAAAAACAAAAACCCUGCUGCUGGUUCAGGAAAUGUUUUCAGCAGGGGAUCAAAACAGGGGAAGAAGAAUUCUGAAACAGAACAAGAGAAAAGAAACACCAAGCUCCCUGAUCGAGCGCCAAGUUUGAGUCAAAUGAAAAGAUUUGCGAGUGGGAGGGAUAAUACUAUUUCCAGAUUUGAUUAUUCCAAAUCACAAAUUGCCCCAGAAGAUUCAGAUGAUGAAGAAGAAGGAAAUGAUCAUCCACAAGUUGUUAUUCCUUUCUCUGCUCCAAUAUUAAGAUGUGAAGAAGCUGAAUUGGCAGCAAUAGAUUUGCAGCCAAAGAAGGAAAUCAAUUUGUGGAAAAGAAGAACUAUGGCUCAACCUAAACCUCUUCAAUUGAAUUCCAUGGUAGCAUCUUGUUAA
Messenger RNA from Oldenlandia corymbosa var. corymbosa, 774 nucleotides. The record is from the annotation of a GenBank genome assembly. Lineage: Eukaryota; Viridiplantae; Streptophyta; Magnoliopsida; Gentianales; Rubiaceae.